Medioppia subpectinata is the source of this 987-nucleotide messenger RNA. Lineage: Eukaryota; Metazoa; Arthropoda; Arachnida; Sarcoptiformes; Oppiidae. The record is from the annotation of a GenBank genome assembly.
AUGCAAGAAUGGGAAUCAAAAUUUUCUGACAAAAACUCAAGUAAUAAAUCGUCUGAUGAUUACGUCGGCGAUGAAGACGAACGCAUGGAGAUCUUCUAUUAUAAGAAGACAUGGCUUAAAACGAUUAUCACUUACAUAUCAAUAGACAAAUACGACCAGAUAUUUGUCGAGGAAGUCAUAUCACUGUCCGGGAAGAGCCAACAGCGCUAUGUUGUGCCCAAAGGCAACGGCACUUUCGACAGCACAGACUUUCUUCGAUACUUCGAGAACAAGAAGAUCCGUUACCUCUGGAAAGAACAAAACCUUAAGUUUGAAAAACUUUAUGGUUUGGAUCGAGAUAUCAUUUGUUCAACUUUUUCACAGCAUAACGGACUCAAUGAUGAACAACAAUUUCAAAGAACUGUGUUAUACGGCGAGAAUCAGAUUGAAAUCAAAGUGCAGUCUUUGUUGCAGAUAUUAUUCCAAGAAGUGUUGAGCCCUUUCUAUAUCUUUCAAGUGGCGGCUAUAGUGUUGUGGUGUUUGGAUGAGUACUACUAUUACGGCAGUUUCAUUCUUCUCAUGUCCAUCGGAUCCCUUCUCUCGAGUACUCUUCAGAUCCGCAGAAAUCAGAAGAAGUUAAGGAAAACAGUCGGCGGCGACGCUAUGAUUGAGGUGUGGAAAGGAGGGGACACUUAUCAAACACAAUCGUCCAAUCAUUUGGUUCCCGGAGAUGUCAUAGUAUUGCCAUCAAAUGGCUUUGAUAUGGUCUGCGAUGUCGUCCUCCUUAACGGCAACGCUAUUGUCGACGAAAGUAUGUUAACGGGAGAGAGUGUUCCGGUCAUGAAGUCGGCCAUCGCUGCCAGUAAUACCGACUUCAGUUGCGUUCAUCACUUCAAACACAUUAUAUUCUCGGGAACUAAAGUCAUUCAAACCCGAUAUUACGGACUCGAGAAAGUGAAAGCAGUGGUCAUACGGACCAGUUUCCAGACGGCCAAAGGCGAAUUGAUC